AUGAAAUUUGUCCUGGUUCUUCUGGUCCCCCUUGUGAGGGCCGCGGUUUUGGGCUCGAGGCCCGAUGUUGACGACUGUCCUGGCUAUAAAGCCUCCAUGAUCAAGCAGCUGGGCCAAAUAUUAACAGCCGAUCUAACUAUCGCCGGAGAUGCCUGUGACACCUAUGGCUUGGAUAUUCCAGACUUGAAACUCCUUGUAGAGGAACAAAGUGAAAAUCGCCUUCACGUCUUGAUCUACGAUGCAGACGAGGACGUAUACCAAGUUCCAGAAUCGGUCAUAACCCGCCCAGAUAUCGAGAAAGAACAAAAGGAACCAAGCAUCCGCUUCGACUUCGAAGAGAAUCCCUUCUCGUUUCGCAUCCUACGCGGAGAAGAAGCGCUCUUCGAUACAUCUGGUACAAACCUCAUCUUCCAGUCUCAGUAUCUGAGCCUCCGGACUUGGUUACCCAAUGACCCGAACUUGUACGGUCUGGGUGAACAUAGUGAUUCGCUACGCUUGCCGACAACAAAUUACACGCGCACGCUGUGGAACCGCGAUGCUUAUGGCAUUCCGUCAGAGACGAAUCUCUACGGCGCCCAUCCUGUCUAUGUUGAUAGUCGUGGAAAGAACGGGACUCAUGGAGUGUUUUUCUUGAAUUCUAACGGCAUGGAUAUCAAGAUUGAUGAAACUGAAGACGGGAAACAGUACCUUGAAUACAAUGCCGUCGGCGGAGUCUUGGACUUCUACUUUUUGGCUGGUCCUACGCCCAAGGAAGUCAGCAUUCAGUAUUCCGAGGUUGUGGGUCUUCCUGCCAUGCAGAGUUACUGGACGUUUGGGUACCACAACUGCCGAUAUGGUUACCAAGAUGUCUUUGAGGUCGCCGAAGUCGUCUACAACUAUAGUCGCGCGGGCAUUCCGCUUGAGACUAUGUGGACUGAUAUUGACUACAUGAGUGGUCGACGUGUGUUUACCCUGGACGAGGAACGGUUCCCUCUAAGAAUGAUGCGGGAGUUGGUAUCGCACCUCCACAAGCAUGACCAGCAUUACAUCGUGAUGGUUGAUCCAUCUGUUAGCCACUCUGAUAACGGUGCAUUCAACCGAGGCUGUGACGAGGGUGUCUUCCUAUAUCGCGAUCGCGAGCAGAAUGAACUAUACCAAGGUGCUGUUUGGCCCGGCGCGGCCGUCUUCCCAGAUUGGUUCAAUGAAAACACCCAACGGUACUGGAACGGCGAGUUCGAGCGAUUCUUCAACAAGGAAGGUGUAGAUAUUGACGGUCUCUGGAUCGACAUGAACGAAGCCUCCAACUUCUGUCCAUACCCAUGCAAAGAUCCAGCGGGAUAUGCCAGGGAGAACAACCUCCCUCCACCCCCUCCACCCGUCCGAACUCCCCCACGCCGUCUCCCGGGCUUCCCAGCCAGCUUCCAGCCUGGCAGUUCGACACCCCCUUCAGUACGAACCAAGAGAGGCGAAGCUGUACCAGAUAUCCCGAAUAGGAAAAAGAGUACCGGCGAGAGGGCCAAGAGAACCGGGCUGGCGAACCGAGACCUCAUCAACCCCCCGUAUCAAAUCGCCAACAUGGCUGGCUCACUCAGCAACAAGACUAUCGACACCGAUAUAAUCCAUGCUGGAGAUGGAUAUGCUGAGUACGACACACACAAUCUCUACGGGACCAUGAUGGGUUCUGCCUCGCGCGAGGCAAUGCUCAAGCGCCGUCCAGAUGUGCGUCCCCUCGUCAUCACGCGCAGCACCUUCGCCGGAGCAGGUGCUCACGUUGGUCACUGGCUGGGCGACAAUAUCAGCCAGUGGGACAAAUACCGCAUCUCUAUCGCACAGAUGCUAACCUUCGCAUCCAUCUUCCAGAUGCCGAUGGUCGGCACCGACGUCUGCGGAUUCUCCGGCAACACGACCGAAGAACUAUGUGCGCGCUGGGCCAUGCUCGGCGGAUUCUAUCCUUUCUUCCGUAACCACAACGAGUUCGGCAGUGUUCCACAGGAAUUCUAUCGCUGGCCUACUGUUGCGCAGGCCGCGAAGAAGAUCAUCGAUAUCCGCUACCGGCUGCUGGAUUACCUGUACACGGCAUUCCACCAGCAGAGCGUGACAGGCCGUCCAUUCCUGCAGCCGCUUUUCUACGUGUACCCGGAAGACGAGAAGACGUUUGGGAAUGAGGUGCAGUUCUUCUUUGGUGAUGCGUUACUGGUUUCGCCGGUCACGGGGGAAGGCGAGGACUCUGUACAGGCUUAUUUCCCGGACGAUGUAUUCUACGAUUGGUUUACUGGGGCUGUUGUGCAGGGAGGGGAUGUGCGGACGCUUAGCGGGAUUGGACUCACGGAUAUUCCGAUCCACGUUCGGGGUGGGAGCGUUAUUCCGCUGAGGGUGGAGAGUGCAGGGACGACAACGGAACUGCGGAAGCGAGGAUUUGAGAUUCUGGUUGCGCCUGAUGUGGAUGGGAAAGCGGUUGGUGAGUUGUAUCUUGAUGAUGGGGAGUCGAUUGAGGCGGAGAGUGCGGAGAUCCGGUUCGAGUUUGCGGAGGGCAGACUUAAGAUUCUUGGCAGGUUUGGGUACCAUCCCCAUGUGGCUGUUGAGGCGGUUACACUACUUGGACGGAAUAGGAAGCGGAGCGUUACGAGGAAGGUGCAGAUUGAGUUGACAGGUCCUGCGGAGGUGACUUUGUGA
Molecule: messenger RNA, 2652 nt
Organism: Penicillium brevicompactum
Lineage: Eukaryota; Fungi; Ascomycota; Eurotiomycetes; Eurotiales; Aspergillaceae
Gene: agdC
Product: putative alpha-glucosidase
Exons: 6
Coding region: 1-2652 (883 amino acids)
Biological process (GO): carbohydrate metabolic process
Molecular function (GO): carbohydrate binding; hydrolase activity, hydrolyzing O-glycosyl compounds
Source: RefSeq, a predicted model, not a curated record